Molecule: messenger RNA, 3329 nt
Organism: Megalobrama amblycephala (Wuchang bream)
Lineage: Eukaryota; Metazoa; Chordata; Actinopteri; Cypriniformes; Xenocyprididae
Gene: cavin1b
Product: caveolae associated protein 1b
Exons: 2
Coding region: 306-1679 (457 amino acids)
Biological process (GO): termination of RNA polymerase I transcription; transcription initiation at RNA polymerase I promoter
Cellular component (GO): cytoplasm; caveola
Molecular function (GO): rRNA primary transcript binding
Source: RefSeq, a predicted model, not a curated record
GAAAGUGUGGCAUUCACGACCCAGCGCUCAUGCAGUACAGACCGUCCACAGCCUGCUUGCCAGCCUCUGCUGCUCUGGCCAGAUCCCAAACACACUCAGAGAGAGAGAGAGAGAGAGAGAGAGAGAGAGAGAGAGAGAGGAGAGAGCAGAUGUGGUUAGUGUGACAGAGGAGGGAACAGUUAGGUGAACUCUAGAGGGGAAUCCUGAGAGCAGAAAGAAAGGCGAGUAAGGACACAGAACGAACUUUCCACUCCUUUUAUCCUUUAACAUUCCUUUUAUUUUACUACAUACUUAAGCUUUUAAACAUGGAAGUGAUUGAAGACAGCCAUCUGCACCUGGAGGUGCCUGAUCCACACAAAUCCCUUACUGAGAUCUCAGAAGAUGAAAUCAACCUCCCAGCCUCUGAUGAUGAAGAUGAAGCCAUCACUGAGAACAAAUCAAAAGAUGCUGCUGAGAAAGAAGAGGCAGGUGAGGGAGACAAAGGUGAGAUGAAUGGAGUCAUGGUCCUGGCGCUGCUGGACAAAAUCAUCGGAGCCGUGGACCAGAUCCAGCAGACGCAGGCCGGGCUGGAAGCCCGUCAACGGGAGAUGGAGAGAGCAGUGACGGGCAUCCAGGGGGAACUCACCAAACUGUCCAAGAGCCACACCACCACGGCAAACACUGUCAAUAAGAUGCUGGAGAAGGUGCGUAAGGUGAGCGUGAACGUGAAGUCGGUGCGGGGGAACAUGGAGAAACAGGCCGGGCAGAUCAAACGCCUGGAGAGCAACGAGAACGAACUUCUGAAGAGAAGAAACUUCAAAGUCAUGAUCUACCAGGACGAGGUGAAAAUACCUUCAAAAGUCAAUGUGGCCAAGUCUAUGAAGUUUCCAGAGCCUGUUGAAGGAGAAGCUGAAGGUGAACUCAAAGCAGCCGCAGAGGAAGGAGGAGAGGACAAAGAGAAAGUCCAUCUGGACCUGUCCUCUGAUGAAGAGGAGGUGGAGAUCGAGGAGACCAUUGAGGAGUCUCGAGCAGAGCGCAUCAAACGGAGCAGCCUGCAACGCGUCCAGAACAUCAAAACCGCUUUCUCCAAAGGAAGUAUGGAGAAAACCAAGCAAAAGACCAAGGAGAACUUGGAGAAGACCAAACAGAAGACCAAAGAUAACUUGGAGAAAACUCGCAUAAAGACCAAAGAGAACUUAGAAAAAACCAGGCAGAAGACCAAGGAGAACCUUGAGAAGACCAAACAGAAGACCAAGGAGAACCUGGAGAAAACACGUCACAACAUAGAGAAAAAGAUGGGCAAACUCAGCAAUCGCAUGUCUGUGAACCCCGAGCGCAAGGAGAAGCUCAAGUCCUCGCAGAAGAAGGUGUUGAAGUCUUUCACUCCUGACCACACCAUCUAUGCCCGCUCCAAAACGGCCGUCUACAAGGUUCCACCGUUCACCUUCCACGUGAAGAAGAUCCGUGAGGGAGAAGUGGAGAUCCAGGGAACCGAGAUGGUGGAAGUCGUCGGGGACACAGAGGAGGUGGAGAACGCAGUGAUGGAGGGAGGAGAAGAUAUGGAGAUGGAGAUGGAGAUGGAAGGUGGAGAGAUGGUGGACGAAGAUGACGAGACAGAAGACAGCCCUGAGAUGAGGGCGCUACUGGAGAGGGGAGACGAGCUGGUGUUGGUGGAGGACCAUGACAGAGACAGCGAUUAGUGUGUGUGUAUGCAUGUGUAUGUGUGUGUUCGGCGCUUACACAUUAGAGAAGCUCUAACAGAACAUUUGAUCUGUGGGAAUGCAUCAAAUAUGUUGAUGAGCCGGCUCAGUUUGAUAUCAAGUGUCAAUGCAGCAAAUAUGAUUUUUUGAAAGCACAACUCUUUUUUUGUUACCAAAAACUAAAUAAAUAAAUAAAUAAAGCUUUUGGUUGCUAGAGCUUCUGAUUCACCAAACCCUGAUUUUUGUCCGCCCAGCCUUUGCGGCCAUUAAAGUGUUGCAGCAUUCUCUGACAUAGCAUAACCUCUAGUGUGUAGGCGCCCUGAACAUCAUGUGUGCUGUACUGCUGAUCCAGAUGUUGGAUGUUGCAGGAGAAUGUGAAUGUGUCCGUUUGCAUGUCUGUAUUUACGUCUUUUCUAGCAGCAAAAUGUUUCAAAUUUAUGGUGACUCCAUUCACCUAAUGUAUGUGUGACUGGGAGAUUUACUGUACUAGUCCGAGUUUCUUGAGUUCACCUUGUUUGGUAAGGGGCAGGGACUAGGAGUAUUGACUAAUAACAUGAAAUAUGGUGUCUGGGAACAUUUUUAUGCUAGUUGGACAAAAUGAACUGAAAAUUUUUGAUUAUAUGAAAUAGGUAACAGACAGAUGGCUUGAUCAAAUGAACAACAGACUUCUUGGACAGGUAGUUCUGUUGUACUAAGAUUGUUUGGUCACACUUUAUAUUAGGUGGCCUUAACUACUACAUACUAACAUUAAAUACCAAAAAAGACUAUGGAUUUGCUGUAUAGCCACAUGUUGUUUUGGAAAAUUCACACAUUUUGAGGUAUGGCUACGUUUAGGAGUUAAGGCCAUCUAAUAUAAAGUGUGACUGAUUAUUUUUUUUCUUGUUCUAGUCUUAUAUGUAGAGCUACAGACAGUUCUUCACUUUUAAUAUAAGGUGGAAAAACAAACCAAGAUAAGAAAACCUGAAGUAUUGCUUCUAAGUGCUCAUUUUUACAUAUCUUUUAUAUCUUAGAGUUUAAUGAAUAAUUUUACAUUUCCUUAAAACAGGCUGUCAUAGUCAAACUGUUACAUUGAUUUUUUUCUGUCCCAUUGUGAGAAAUUACACAUAUUAUAAUAGUUAAAAAAAAGAUGAAACCACAUUGAAAACCAAAAUAGAAGUAUAAAGAUCUAUAAAAUGAUCUUGGUUUCAGAAUGGCACUGCAGGCGUGCUCUAUACCCAUUUAAAAAUAUUGUUUGUGUAACAUUUGCACGUCCCCUGGUGGACAUGUGUGGUAAUGUUAUAAUGGGUCAAUGAGCAGUGAACACUUCCUCAUUUGUAGACCUAAGAUCACAAACAUUAUAAAAAGCAAAGUAGGUAUGAACUGCAAAAAGCUACAGCUAAUGUCAUCAGCACCUUCUGAUCUUGAAUCAAAUGCAUAUGAUUAUGAAUCACUGCUAUUACUUAGAGCACAAUAAUUUCUCAGAGGUUCAUUCUCCUCUUUGCUCAGAUUGUAUCAUUUCAGUAAUCGCAUAAUUCUACAAAACUUCUACUUUAAGCAUCUUAGCUUUUUUGUUUUAUUUUUGCUUGUGUAGUUCCUGAUGCAUAUGAAUACUCUCUUGUAAUGUCACACGUCUUAACCACUAAUGUGUUAAUAAAGCAUUCAUGCUUCACA